Messenger RNA from Closterium sp. NIES-65, 2202 nucleotides. The record is from the annotation of a GenBank genome assembly. NCBI's taxonomy places the organism in Eukaryota, Viridiplantae, Streptophyta, Zygnematophyceae, Desmidiales, Closteriaceae.
AUGUUCUUUACCGCAUUCUCUCUCUCUCGCCCUGCCGCAUUCGCUCACUCUCGCUCUUCCGCAUUCUCUCUCUCUCGCUUUGCCGCAUUCUCUCUCUCGCCCUGCCGCAUUCUCUCUCUCGCCCUGCCGCAUUCUCUCUCUCUCGUGCGCGCGCGCGCGCUCUGCCGCAUUCUCUCUCACGCCCUGCCGCAUUCUCUCUCUCUCGCUCUGCCGCAUUUGCUCACUCUCGCUCUUCCGCAUUCUCUCUCACUCUUGCUCUGCCGCAUUCUCUCUCUCUCUCUCUCUCUCUCUCUCUCUCUCUCUCUCUCUCUCUCUCUCUCUCUCUCUCUCUCUCUCUCUCUCUCUCUCUCUCUCUCUCUCUCUCUCUCUCGUGCGCACGCGCGCGCGCUCUGCCGCAUUCUCUCUCACGCCCUGCCGCAUUCUCUCUCUCUCGCUAUGCCGCAUUCGCUCACUCUCACUCUUCCGCAUUCUCUCUCACUCUUGCUCUGCCGCAUUCUCUCUCACACCCUGCCGCAUUCUCUCUAUGGCUCUGCCGCAUUCGCUCACUCUCGCUCUUCCGCAUUCUCUCUCACUCUUGCUCUGCCGCAUUCUCUCUCUCUCGCCCUGCCGCAUUCGCUCACUCUCGCUCUUCCGCAUUCUCUCUCUCUCGCUCUGCCGCAUUCUCUCUCUCACGCCCUGCCGCAUUCUCUCUCUCGCCCUGCCGCAUUCUCUCUCUCUCUCUCUCGUGCGCGCGCGCGCGCGCUCUGCCGCAUUCUCUCUCACGCCCUGCCGCAUUCUCUCUCUCUCGCUCUGCCGCAUUCGCUCACUCUCGCUCUUCCGCAUUCUCUCUCACUCUUGCUCUGCCGCAUUCUCUCUCUCUCUCUCUCUCUCUCUCUCUCUCUCUCUCUCUCUCUCUCUCUCUCUCUCUCUCUCUCUCUCUUGUGCGCACGCGCGCGCGCUCUGCCGCAUUCUCUCUCACGCUCUGCCGCAUUCUCUCUCUCUCGCUCUGCCGCAUUCGCUCACUCUCGCUCUUCCGCAUUCUCUCUCACUCUUGCUCUUCCGCAUUCUCUCUCUCUCUCUCUCUCUCUCUCUCUCUCUCUCUCUCUCUCUCUCUCUCUCUCUCUCUCUCUCUCUCUCUCUCUCUCGUGCGCACGCGCGCGCGCUCUGCCGCAUUCUCUCUCACGCCCUGCCGCAUUCUCUCUCUGGCUCUGCCGCAUUCGCUCACUCUCGCUCUUCCGCAUUCUCUCUCACUCUUGCUCUUCCGCAUUCUCUCUCUCUCUCUCUCUCUGUCUCUCUCUCUCUCUCUCUCUCUCUCUCUCUCUCUCUCUCUCUCUCUCUCUCUCUCUCUCUCUCUCUCUCUCUCUCUCGUGCGCACGCGCGCGCGCUCUGCCGCAUUCUCUCUCACGCCCUGCCGCAUUCUCUCUCUGGCUCUGCCGCAUUCUCUCUCUCUCGCUCUGCCGCAUUCUCUCUCUCGCCCUGCCGCAUUCUCUCUCGCGCUCUGCCGCAUACUCUCUCUCUCUCUCUCUCUCUCUCUCUCUCUCUCUCUCUCUCUCUCUCUCUCUCUCUCUCUCUCUCUCUCUCUCUCUCUCUCUCUCCCUGCCACUCUCACGCUACCUCUCUCUGCCACUCUCGCAUCCCCGCUCAUUGCCGCUCUGGCUCUCUGACGGCCCCACUUGCUCUGUCACACCCUUUUCCCUCAUCUCCCUGGCCAGUUCACCUCAGUCCCUCUCUUGCCAAAUUCCCUCCUCCUUUGCCACGUUCACUCCCUCUCUGCCCCAUUCACUCACGCUCUGCCCCAUUCACUCCCUCUCUGCCCCAUUCACUCUCGCUCUGCCCCAUUCACUCCCUCGUUGCCCCAUUCACUCCCUGUCUGCCCCAGUCAGUCCCUCUCUUGCCAAAUUCCCUCCUCCUUUGCCACGUUCACUCCCUCUCUGCCCCAUUCACUCACGCUCUGCCCCAUUCACUCCCUCUCUGCCCCAUUCACUCACGCUCUGCCCCAUUCACUCCCUCUCUGCCCCAUUCACUCACGCUCUGCCCCAUUCACUCCCUCUCUGCCCCAUUCACUCACGCUCUGCCCCAUUCAAUCCCUCUCUGGCCCAUUCACUCACUGCUCUGCCCCAUUCACUCCCUCUCUUCCCCAUGCAUUCAGAUGAGCUACCGCUGCCCUGCCUGCAAGGUCAACACCUUCUUGACCCAAAAGGGCAUGGAGAGUCACAUGCGUAG